GCGCUGUUAAGCAGGCGGUCAAAGUACGCUAGCACGGCAGGGUGUGUUGUGUUUCAUUUUGAUUGUGAGUAAAUGGCCUCUGGACCGGAUUAUUAUCAAGUAGUUCCUGCUCAGAUAUGCAAUCAUCAGAAUUUUUUCUGAAGUACGAAUUUAUACAGGUAUCAGUUCACAAGGGAUGUAUAUAGCAUUACGUACGUGUGAAUAGAACCAAUCCCUGAUUUACCGAUUACUGCUGAAAGGAACGUGAAAAGAACGUACAACAUAUGUCAUAGACUUCUCCGUGUAUAUUAAGAAAAUGGCGGCCGUAUGGUUGAUGCAGCUAUCGCUUGUGUUGCUCGUGUCCAAGUUUGCCACUGGUACCCCACCUUCUUUUCUGUGUGAGGACGAAAACGCUGAUUAUGGUAAUAAUUGCGACAUGAUCGGCAAUUAUCAUGACAUGAACGGUUUUGACAUAGCGGAGACGAAUGAAGUGAAUAAAUUACUGUACACCCUCAAAGCCGUUGAUCCUGAUGACGAAAACAGCCCGGUCACGUUUGAGAUUUUACCCUACACUGGAACUUUGCUACCAGAUCAAGCGAACGGUUUUGACUAUUUGAAUGUCGGCUCAUCGACAGGAGAAGUGACAACCAAAACUGAACUGGAUUAUGAGACGGUUCAUCGUUUAUAUUUUAAAUGGAAGCUGACAGAUCAGGACGGUGAAAUGUUCACUACAACAGUUUUUACUGUUGGUAUCACGGACAUCAAUGAUAAUGACCCAGAAUUCACAUCGAGCUCGUAUCGCUUGGAAGCCAUUCAAGAGGGUUCAAAGACGCCAGACGACAUCCUCGUUACGGCAAAUGCCACGGAUAGGGACACUGGUGAUGACAUCAAGUACGACAUUGUGGACUCGCAUCUGGGCUGGCCGUGCAACGGUGACAUCUUCAAGAUUGAUCCAAGCACAGGAGGCAUCAGCCUCAAAGCGGGGGAAACCUUGGAUUUUGAAACCAGCACACUGUACACAGUCUGCGUCAGAGCAAAUGACUCAGGUGCACCUGUCGGUGAGCCACGUUAUGCUUAUGCACAGGUCAUCAUCUCGAUUCAAGACGUACAGGACGAGCCACCGUACUUCACCAAAACCAACUACGACCAGGAAAUUCCUGAAGACACGCCAGAGGGUUCUGAUGUUCUGGAAGUACUUGCAAGAGAAGGUGACAGGGGCGUCCUUGUACCCAAUCUGAUUCUCUACAGCUUGACUGGCGGAGAUGGCAAGUUUGAAAUUGGCAACUCUACUGGUCAGAUAACCAUAAAAGAACUGCUGGAUCGAGAAACUAAGACUUCGUACAUCGUCACUGUGGUGGCUCAAGAAAUCCAUGCAGACGGCACACUGCAGGCUCCUCCGAGCUCUGCCGAAGUCAAUAUAACCAUCCAAGUGGGUGAUGUGGACGAUAAGAACGCCACGUUCACUGCCAACGUGGUCGAUAUCUCACUCUCCGAGAACACGCUGGAAGGAAGCUUCGUUUCUCUAGAUGGAUUGGCGGUUCAGGACGUCGACCAGGCACCCAAUAAUCUCUUUUAUUUACAUCUGGGCGGACCGGAUGCUGACGCCUUUGUGAUUCCAAACGAAGACGAGGCGAUAAGAGGUGAUGCCACUGUCGACGUGAGAGUCAGCAAUGAAAAGAAACUGGACUUUGAAGCAAAUAAAUUCCUUGAGUUUGAGAUUUAUGCCACCGAUGCUCUUGGUAAUCAGUACGAUGUUGCCUAUGUCCAUGUAAACAUCACGGAUCAAAACGACGAAACCCCAACCUUCGAUCGAAGCGAGUACAGUUUUACAGUUGAGGAGAACUCUCGAGGAACAGUGGUUGGCUUUGUCAAUGCAACUGAUCGAGACUCAGAAGCCUACAGUCAAGUGACCUAUCAACUCUUUGGACAAGGAGACAAUCCUCAAUUUGAGAUGAACAGCACUACGGGCGAGAUCAGGACCCGUAACGAUUCCAACUUGAAUUACGAGCGUCAAAGCGUGUAUUUUUUCACCUGUGUCGCCACGGAUGGUCAACGCAGCGGGACGGCAAUCGUGCAGAUUGAACUGCUAGACCAGAACGACAAUGCGCCACAAUUCAGCGCUACCUCCUACACCACACAAGUUGAUGAAAACACAAUUCCAAGUGGCCCUCUACUGACAGUUUCGGCAAGUGAUGCAGAUCCGAGCACAGAUAACAACGAGAUUACCUACACGUUGUGGAACGACACUUACUCUGAUAGGUUCACUAUUAAGACAACUGAUGCAGGAGGAGUUAUCAGACUCCAACAAACGCUAGACUUUGAGGAAGACGGUUCAGAGAUUGAGAUCAUCGUCAUUGCCACGGAUACCGGGGAGCCUCAACUGUCCGCUAAUGCCACCGUCAAAGUUAGAAUUCAGGACAUGAAUGACCAAUCGCCGAUCUUCACAGAGGAAGUAUACUAUGGAGAAGUGUCUGAAGGGGCACCGAGAGGUGAGCUCGUCUUGAGAGUGAACGCCACCGACGCGGAUCAGGAAAACAAUGUCAACUCUCGCAUCGACUACUUCUUCUCGGACCAAACCGUUUCCGAUUUCCGCAUUGUGAUUGGGACCGGGGAGGUGAGAGUCAACUCGGGCAACUUGGACCGGGACGAGAAGGGCAGUUACUAUAUGGAAGUGAUUGCGAUUGACCGCGGCGAACCUACUAAUAGCGGCACUUGUUAUGUGAACAUCACUGUACUGGACAUCAACAACAAGGCUCCAUAUUUCCCUGAAGAAGACCCAACCGUUGGGAUAUAUGAAAAUGCCACCAGUGGUUCUUUGGUUGCUAUGGUGACAGCAACUGACUUGGAUGAAACGGCUCUUUUGUCCUACGGCGUGGAUUUGGAUAACAGUGCAGUUUACGAUGAGGAUGGGGAAGAGGUCCCUACAACUGUUGACCAGUUCUUCUGGGUCGAAAAUACCACAGGGGAUGUGUACACAACGGACACACCGCUAGACCGAGAAACGACGGCCAGAUUUGAAAUUACUAUAACCGUGGAGGAUUUGGCAGCAUUUGGGAGCACUCCUCAGACAGCUGAAGUUUUACUGACUAUCAAUGUUCAGGAUAUCAACGACAAUGCUCCGGUAUUCAGUGAGAGUGGUUACGAAUUCAAUGUGGACGAAAAUACUGAUGUGGGUUCCAUCAUAUCAAAUGUCAUCAGUGCUACGGACAAGGACCAGGGCAAGAAUGGAGAAAUCAGAUAUGAGCUUGCAGAUAACGUCGACUCGUUACUGAGAAUCGAUCCAGAUACAGGUAUCCUGUUCGUCAAUGGAACAUUUGACCGGGAAAAGUAUCCCAAUUACACGGCCAUAGUUGUGGCAUUUGACAAAGGCUCUCCGGAACUGUCGAGCAACGAGACGAUUGUGAUUACCAUCACCGACGUGAACGACAACGGGCCCAAGUUUGAAAGUCAGGACUACACAGCCGAAAUUUCAGAGGAUUUUCCCAAUGGAACAACCAUUCUUCAGGUGGUUGCUAAUGACAAGGACGAAAGCAUGCAAUUCGGCACGGUGGAGUACCAGAUCGCCGCUGGCAACCCAGACGGAAUAUUCACCAUCGGUGAAACAGAUGGUAUUAUUAUGAUUGAAGAUGGCGAGAAACUGGACAGAGAAACUGAAGACACACACAUACUUACCAUUACUGCUAGUGAUGGAGAAAAACAAGACAGUGUAGAGGUAACAAUCACGGUCUUGGACGUCAACGACGAAGUACCAAAGUUCGCUACGCAUUCCGAUACCAUCAAUCUACAGGAGAGCGUGGAGCCUGGUAAUCUGGUAAUCGCCCUGUCGGCUGUGGACAAAGACCAACUAGACACCAACAACAGCAGAGUGCAAUACUUCAUUGAUGGUGGAAACGAAGAAGGUCUUUUCAAGAUCGACAGUCUUGAAGGAGAUAUUCUGACACAAAAAGAACUCAGCAACAGAGUUGGUGCAUACAGGCUGCGAGUGGUUGCCAGGGAUAUGGGAACGCCUCCCCUCCAAUCAGAAACCCUCAUAACAGUCAUCGUCACGGACGUCAACGAUGACACGCCCGAGAUAAUAUCCCCAAUCAAUCUGGAGGUCUUCUACAUUCCAGAGAAUUACACCGGAUUUGUGUUGGAGGUUGAAGCGAAGGACACAGAUAUCGGCCCUAAUGGUGACGUCACGUUUAGAUUCAUCCAAUCCGCCGGUGAAACAGGCAAGGAUGACCAGUAUUUCGAUAUGGUCUCAGCGGGCAAUGACACAGCCACAAUCAGCAUUCAUACAAAGACUGACCGAGAGACUAAAGACACCUACUAUCUGACGGUAGAAGUGAAGGACAAUGGAAUAGCACCGCUUGCCGCCACGGUGUCCUUCACGGUCCAAGUCAACGAUACAGACGACAAUGAACCAAUCUUCUGGACUGAUUCUGAGAACAAACCGAAGGCUGACUUUACCGUGUCUGAGAACGAUGACUCGGCUGUGAUCGGGUCAGUCGAUCUGGCAUCUGAUGCAGAUGAACCCCAAAACCAACAUAUCUACUAUUUCAUUGUCGAUGGAAACGCCGAAGAUCAGGCUAAUGGGGCGUUUGUACUCGACAAUACCACCGGUGUGCUAUCGUUGCAAAAACCCCUGGACCGCGAACAGAAUGAGACCCUGCAGCUUGUCGUCAAGGUAACAAGCGACAUGGAUUUCAGCCCUGCGGCGCCGAUUCCUUACGACGAUAAGGACAACACUUUACUGGAAGUCACGGUGACAGUCAAAGACACAAACGACAACGGGCCUGUAUUCUACAUAAAAGAUAAACUUUACACUGGAGGUGUGAAGGAUGAUGCAGUGUUUAACAGCGAGGUGAUCAAAGUGGAAGCCGUUGAUAAGGACCUCGGAGACUUUGCCGUCGUGGUGUACACCAUUACGAGUCAGAAAUACACAAGCACCGACGGCAAAGAGCGUGACGACAACGCCUUUGGCAUCAUCAAAGACACUGGGUCCGUCAUUACCGACAAGGUUUUUCAGAAGGGCGACGCUGGCUUCUACACGAUCAUUGUCAAGGCAGAGGACAGCCUCAACUCGGACUUCAGCGACUCGGCAACAGUGUCGAUUUAUCUGUACAGCGAGGAUCAACAGAUUGAAAUGACCAUAUUUAAAUCCGCUGAGGAAGUGCGAGGCUAUCAAGAUGAUUUUAAACAGACAAUCGAGGAAAUCAUAUUAAAGUACGGUGAUUUUAGCUCCAGUCAGUCCGUCAAGAGAGCAUCCACCACCUUCACUCCGGUCAUCGUUAUCGAUGAUAUUCAAAUCCGGGUCGUCAAUGGUCAACCGCAACCUGGAUGGAGUGUCAUGCAACUUCACGCCGUCAAUACAGAGGACAACACCAUCAUAGCGCCACAACUUGUUGUCAAUGCCAUAGACGACGCAUAUGACUACACUGAGAUAAUUCGUGGUGUAUACGGUGUCGAUGAAAUUGUGAUUGCGAUUCCACCCACCGAGGCACCGCCAGACCUAACGUGGAUCCAAUGGCUGUUGGUCGGUAUCCUGUGCGCUAUUGUGGUGAUUGCCUUUGGACUAGUGGCUACCAUCUGCAUCAUGACUUCACGCUACAAGAGGAAACUGCGCGCAGCCACGGCAGGCAUCUAUGAGCCCAUCAACCCAGCCGCCAACGCUAACCACGCCCCCAACACCAACAAAUUCACUGAGCCUGGAUCGAACCCACUGUACAACUCAAAGCUUAGUGAUGAAUACGAGAAGAGAUACUCACAGUCGCCAGAGAGUGCCGAGGCUGCAGAGGAAGAUACCAAGAACGAGAAAAUAAGUAACGGACACGCCAAGAAGAUCCCACCUGAUUCCAAAUCCGUCGAGGAACAAGAGAUGGUGGUAGACAUGUUCGACGACUCGCAAGACUACCAAGAAGUAGGGGAUAACGAGACCGGCGAUCUCUUACUCCUACAGGUGCUCGCCGACUACGACAAGGAUAGAGAGGACGGACUGGUCAACUUGCCGGAAUUUGCCAACAUGACCAUCACAGAGAUCUGAGACAGUAAGUGUGAUAAUAGGGACCAAUGUCAUGGGAUGCUUAACAGAAAAUUCGGCUCAGUAAAUGUUUGUGCUUAGCUGAAGAAAUUGGCCGAGUACCAGUCACAAGCAAUAGAAUUUCAAUGACGUUUGGCUGGUAACCUGCAGCUCCAUAACAUUGGUUCAGGUGUAUCAUUGGGCUGAAAAACACAAUAGUCCCGGAAAGAUUUUGGGAUCGUUUACCCAUAAAAGUUUAUAAACAAAAUUGAAGAACAUGCAAUCAAUUUCAUGGCUCUCUACAGAACACAAUAGACUGAGCCAUUUAGCCACACCUCCAUGGUGUUUACUGCUUAGGCAAAAAAAAAAUAGUCGGUCUCUGGUCAAUUUUGAUUAUGUGCAUCGAAGGGAAGGGCACCAAGGCAAAUGAUGGAGGACACCAAGGUGUAUGAGGAUGCAAAAUAGUACCCACCUUGUCUGUACAAUCCAAGCUAGGAAACAAACGCAUCACUGCAUCAAUUCUGGAACUUGGGGCUGACCAGAGACCAAUUAUUUUUUCUUUUUAGGCCUUAUAGAGCUCUUUGCAAAAAAGAUACCAUAUAUUGUAGAGAGUCAUAUUGCUUCUGCAGCUUAUUUUAUACUCGUCGUUGUAUUUUUGUUCAUCUGAUGCCACAUUCAUUUGAUUGUGGCUGCAUUCAAACCGUGAGAAAUGUUUCUUAAGAAUUAAAAUCAAAAUUGUAAUCUUGGAAUAUAAAUUGUUUCAGUUAAACAUAAAUCUGAGAGUGCCAGGUUUACAUACCAUGGCUAGUACUCAUUAGAAUUUUGUCACAAAUAGUACAAAAUUGCAUACCUUAUUACAUUUUUUACUCAUUCAUAUUUCCUAAAUAGCCAAAGCUAAGCUUGUCUUCUGUAACCUUUAGAAGAAAACUUGCGAUGAAUUACAUUGGAGGAAUUCAAAGUAUGAAUUCACUUUGAACUGGAAACCACUAUGAAUAGAAUCAGUCCCCAUAGAAAUCCAUCCCACCCCAUACUAUGAUUCCACACCAUAGUAUUCUAUAGUAUUGUCAUUCCAUCCCAUAGAAGUAUGUAGCGCUAUGAGUCAAACCCAUAGCUAUAUAUUUAAAGAACAUGCCAUUCUAAACAUAUCAAACAGUAUAUUUGCAUAAAUAUUGCAUUUAUAAAAUUACAUUUACAUGUAUAUUAUAGAAAGAAGUUUAUGUGUAUAUACAAUUACGCCAUGCAAGCUCUUCUGAGUUAAACCUUUGAAAAAAAAAUCACAGUGCCAAAUUAACAAGUACCAUUGUCCUUGGAAAUGUCUUGUUAGAUGAGAAAAUUUAAAUAUUAAUAUUUGAGGGUAGUGGCUUUGUUUUUAAAUUAAAUUCAACAACGUGCAAAAAUGGUCGUGCCUAGGUUUGGCAGGCUAAGUGCUUUGUAGAAUCUAAACAUUUUUUUCAAAAGCUUGCUCACUAUUGAACUUUUUGUUUGCUUUUUAUUUUAAAUGGUUUAUAUCAUUGCAACUUAUUAGGCUUUUAGAGAUAAUGCUUAAAGUCCAUUUAUAGUUUUUCCGUUUCUCAAAAAAUGGCAAGACAUUUUUUCAUAAUCUUUUCACCAAUUAAUUUAGUGCUGUUCUUGAGUGGAUUGAUUGGUGAAUCCUAAAUCCUACAAAAUCCUUCAAAAUCUCCGAUUUAACAAACUGGGAUCAGGAUUUAGGGUGAACAAUUUCUAUCAAUGCAUUUAACUGUAUAUACUCAGAGAGUCAUUAAAUAUGACUUGUAAAAGUUUUUUUAAUACAUAAUUAUUGCAAGGAAACUAAGCAAGAACGCACUUUUGCAAAAGUUUAAAAGAGUUAUAUUUUGAUAGAAAAGAAAAUAGAUUGUAUUAAAGCUGCAAGAACUUCAAAUUGUUUUUUUUUUUUAAAUUGGUACCAACACAAUCUUGAACUACGUGAAAUGGCAACUUCAAUGCUGAAAGUUUUAACUUUGUAUUAUUGUUUGAUAUUUGUGCUGACCAUUUUUCCUAGUAUGGAACGAUUUUUCUUUGUUUCACAGUGAACUUAUUAAUUAAAAAAAUUAUUUGAAAUGACAAAAGGCCUUGUCUGAAAAUUACUUGUUGUUUUUUCAGUAUUGUUUUCAGCAAGAACUCACUUUGCUUUUCUUGGGUCGCUUUUAGUUAGGGCCUUGAUGUCUAAUUGCUUGGCGUCUAAACCAAAACAUUCCACUCUUUUGGUCAUAUUGCCUUCCGUAAAUAAUCUGCACAUGCA
Patiria miniata (bat star) is the source of this 8240-nucleotide messenger RNA. Its product is annotated as cadherin-23-like. Gene Ontology annotation, cellular component: plasma membrane. The record is from RefSeq and is a predicted model, not a curated record. Gene Ontology annotation, molecular function: calcium ion binding. Lineage: Eukaryota; Metazoa; Echinodermata; Asteroidea; Valvatida; Asterinidae. Gene Ontology annotation, biological process: homophilic cell-cell adhesion. The transcript has 39 exons. Bases 296 to 6004 code for a protein of 1902 amino acids.